Molecule: messenger RNA, 2281 nt
Organism: Danio rerio (zebrafish)
Lineage: Eukaryota; Metazoa; Chordata; Actinopteri; Cypriniformes; Danionidae
Source: RefSeq, a predicted model, not a curated record
UGUUAUUUUCACUUAAAUAUAGCUACUCUUUUUAGGAUAUUUUUUAAAUACCGAAAUUAAAUUAAUCGACGUCAUUGUUGUUUCUCAUGCUGCUUAUAUAGCCUACUUAUUCCAUCGCCUAAUAAUGAAAAACACUCCCUCUACUACAUAUACACAGCUUUAUCCAGACCUGUCAAUCUGCCGGGCAUCCAUGAGUUCACUGCAAUGGGUUUGCUUGAUGACAGACAGAUUGACUAUUACAACAGCCAAGAUCAGAAGAAGAUUCCUAAACAGCACUGGAUGAAAGAGAAAAUGCAGGAAGAUUACUGGGAAAAAGGCACCCAGUCCAGAAAGAGCAAAGAACAGUGGUUUAAUGUGAACGUCAACAUUCUGAUGGACCGAAUGAGACACAAUAAAUCAGAUCUUCAUGUUCUUCAGUGGAGACAUGGUUGUGAAAUUGACAGUCAGGACGAUGAUGUUCGGUUUUCUAAAGGCAUUGAUGAGUACAGUUAUGAUGGAGAAAACUUCUUGUCUUUUGAUGAUGCGGAUUCUCAGUGGGUUGCCCCAGUGGACGCAGCUCUUCCAACCAAGAGGAAAUGGGAUAAUGUGCCCAUCCUAAAUCAGUACACUAAGGGCUACCUGGAAAAAGAGUGUGUGGACUGGCUUAACAAAUUCAGAGAAUAUGGAAAUGAGGAGCUUAGAGAAGGCUCUCCCCCAGAUGUUCAUGUGUUUGCAAGGAGCAUUAUCAAUGGCAAAGCCAAGCUAAAACUCACUUGUCUGGCUACUGGAUUCUACCCCAAAGAUGUGUAUUUGACCAUAAGGAAAUACCGCAUGGCACUGCUUGAUAAAGAUCUAGAAUCCUCAGGAGUUAGACCAAACCAUGAUGGGACCUUUCAGCUUAGAAUGAGCACUUACAUCUACGAGGAUGAAAAAGCAGAAUAUGACUGUUAUGUGAAGCACAGAACCCUUGGAGCACCAAUUAUCAAAAAAUGGGAUGGGAAAUGCAGCGAUUGCUCCAAGGUGACUUUCCUUGGUAUGAUUGUUGGAGCAAUAAUCGGAGCAGUGUUUGUGCUGACAGUCAUUGGCUUGGUAAUUUUGGUCUUAACAAGGAAGAAAGCUCCCAAGAAACCCUUUUACAAAAACGGAAUUGGGGAUAAUGAUCCAAGUGCAAUACCGCUAAAUAAUAAUCAACACAUUGAACCAUCUGUGAAGGAGUCCAAAAAUAAACCGACAGCUGCAGAAGGACAAUCUACUGGUGGAGAUCUGAAAAGUUAAAGUCCGAUUAUUUUGGAAGAUUUGUAUUGGCAGAAUGACAGUUAAAUCUGUUGACAGUUUUCUGAAAAUCUGGUUUUGUUUAUUUAUAUAUAUAUAUAUAUAUAUUUGUUUUUGCCUUAUUUCUCCAACAUCUAAAAGAGGAAAGUAGACACAUUUUCAAUACCAGUUUUAAAAAUAAGCACUUUAUAGCAACCAUAAAAGUAAUUCAGAGCUUGUCUGAUGAAAGUAUUAUAAAAUGAUCCUCGACGCUCCAUAAAAAGUAAAGCAUUCCUUUAUACUUUUUGGUUUCUCACUGAAUUGUAAAAUGAUGUUGUGAUUGUUUUAUUUUAGUUGCUUAAUUUAAAUUUCAUUCUCGGCUUUUAUAUAUAUAUAUAAUGUUUGAUCUAAUAUUUCUUCAUGAUAUGAGAUGCAUCAGUGUUAUAAUGUAUAUAUUCAUGCUGUUCAUUAGGGGCCUUAAGCUAUUUCCUAAAUGUGGUUUAUUCCAUUUCUGUCAUUUACUGUGUUUUCAGAAACUGAUGAAUACCACUGUUUUUACUGUAGUGGCCUCUGAUGUACAUAUUAUUUCUAGUGUUUCUGUUUGUCUGUUAAUCUGUACAUUAUUUUUGUCUCAAUAUGAUUAAUGAGGUAAAGUUGGCACAUUCAGACUUUCUCCUUGAUAAUAUAGUUUCAGAAAAUUGCUCUUUGCUAAUUCUAAAUAGUGAAAUGAUGUUAGCAGCCAAUGAAUAUAAAAAAACAACAUUGCUCACUGUCAAAUAAAUAGUGCUAAUGUUGUUUUAAAGUCUUACUUACAUGUGAUUUCAAGUCAAAUAAUUAUGGUAAACAAUAUAGGCAGCAUGUCAUAAGUUGUCACUGAACGAAUGCAUGGAUAUAACACCAAUUUUACCUCAAUAUGUAGUUUUGCCUUUGUUUAAAAUCUGAGCACCUUGUGGACUUUUGCACUUUUUUGUUAAUAUUAAGAUGACAGUACAAAAAGGAUAUUGUGAGCAUUACUGUUAUUGACUGUAAUUAAAAACUAAAGUGUAUUUAA